ACACAAAUAAAUUAACUUUCUCCUAUCAACUUGACAUUAAAAUCCUAAAAUUAAAACGCAAUUUCACCAUCAAGAACAGAACUUUGGCACUUUUUAUUCGACUGAAAAUGCACCAGGACAGCGACAUAUUUUGUUUGAGGGACACCAAGGCUGGGGAGAAUGAUGGCAGGGGAAUAUUUUCCAGCAACGGGUCAUGCUCCAUGAGAACCAAUAAAAAACCCAACGUCUAUCAUGAGGAUGCUUUUCAGUAUGGAAGCAGCACUAAGACUAAUUACUUUGCGAACCCUGUUGUUGAAAGGGAAGAUGGAAUGCAGGAGAGAAAAGUAGAAGUCGCUCCUGAAAGAGUACCUGAACCUGCACGUGAAGAAGAAGUAGUGGAACCAGUGGAACCAGUGGAAGUAAUGGAAGACGAUGUGGUUUUGCCGAAGGCAGAAGUCGAAAAUGCCAAUAAAGUGGAAGAGACUGAAGCUGAAUUUGCUCCUGAAGUAGUACUUGAACAGGAUACAUGUGCAGAAGAAGUGGAACCAGUCGAAGUGAAGAAAAGCGAUGAGGUUUUGCCAAAAUUAAAGAAAAAAACAGUAUACCAGAAGGCCAAUGGAGUGGAUGAAAAAGUUAGUUCUUCAACGAUUCUUCGAAAUCCUUUAACAGGCGCUGGUAUGGAAGGCGAAGAAUUGAAGGACGAAAGAAAACACAUGAAGUCCAAGACUGGUAAAUGGAUUUGGUAGUUUUGUACUAGAGUCUAUGUAAUGUAAUAUUUAAAUAAACAAAAA
This is a messenger RNA of Brassicogethes aeneus, 770 nucleotides long. NCBI's taxonomy places the organism in Eukaryota, Metazoa, Arthropoda, Insecta, Coleoptera, Nitidulidae. The record is from the annotation of a GenBank genome assembly.